Aureobasidium subglaciale EXF-2481 is the source of this 1665-nucleotide messenger RNA. RefSeq lists its product as uncharacterized. The record is from RefSeq and is a predicted model, not a curated record. The coding region runs from base 1 to 1665 and encodes 554 amino acids. NCBI's taxonomy places the organism in Eukaryota, Fungi, Ascomycota, Dothideomycetes, Dothideales, Saccotheciaceae. The transcript is spliced from 2 exons.
AUGGUUUCCCUAUGGGGUUCAAAGAACGACGAUGAGCAGCCCGACGAUGGCUCUACCACUCCCAGAGGCUCGGCUGAGGAUACCAGACGCCCUCCGUCCAGGCGCUCUUAUGAGCGAAGAGAGCGUGAAGCAGACGAGAGAACAAGACUCUUGCCUGCUCAGCCUCGUCCUCCUCACUCAGAUGGCUACCUCGACCCCGAUGAUCCAGCUGUCUCACCCUACAACCUCUGGACCGUCCGCUUCCUUAGAUACCUUACGGUCCUCUUCUUCCUCAUCAACUUCAUCUGGUGGGUUCUGCUCUUUGUGAGCAUAUUUGUCUCUCCUCCUGGUCUGCACACGAGAGGCUCUGGUUUCUUCGACUUCUCCUACACCACCUUGACGGCUGGUAAUCUCUUGGUGGCCAUCCUCUUCUUCGCCGCUCCUUCCAAGGCUAUGCGCAUCACCAUGGGUAUCAUCACUGGUAUUCUGGCUAUCGACUUGAUCAUGAUCCUUGCCCUUCCUCGCCUGAGAGUUGAGGAGGGCUGGCCAGGUAUCGCCUCGAUUGCCUGGGCCACACUCAUUGGUCUUUGGUGUGUCAUCACUGAUAGAGUCGUGGCUUGGGGCAAGCGUGAAGAGGAAGAGCGUCUUACUGGUCGUGCUGAGACACGCAGAACACUCCGCGAAUGGCUGGCCGUCACCUUGGCUACUCUGAUCCUUGUCGUCUACGCCAUCAUCGCCGUCCUCAUGACCGCAACUCUUGUCUUGCGUGCCCGUGAUGCCACUCUGGAAAUGGAUGGCGAGCGCUACUACGUCGAUGGUGAUAAAUAUCAGGUUCACCUCGCUUGUAUGGGCAACGUCACCUACAGCUCUCACGGCGUUGCUAACCCCACUCUCCUCCUCGAGGCUGGCGAAGUACCUUCGGAGUACGACUUCGAGCACUGGGCCUACGCUGCUUGGAAGAAUGGCACAAUUGACCGCUACUGCUACUGGGACCGUCCUGGCUAUGCUUGGUCUGACAGCGCCCCUAGCCCUCACAGUGCUGGUAUGUCCGCCGAUGCAUUGUCCGAGGCCCUGGCGGUCGCUGGUGAGGAGGGUCCCUUCAUUCUGGUCUCUGCUGGCUACGGCUCUAUUGUCUCACGCAUCUUCUCCGCUCGUCACGUUCGCAACAUCUCCGGUAUCAUGAUGAUCGACCCUCUUCACGAGGACUUGCUUUACCGUAUUGGUGGCGCCUACAGAGGCUUCGUUCUGUGGGGCUGGGGUAUCAUUUCGCCUCUUGGCCUUCAGCGCAACUUCGGUGCCAUCUUCAACGGACGUACUCGUGAAGAUCGCGUCUAUGGACGUUCGGCUUACCAGGGUGGCAAAUACAUCAAGGCUCAGCUCCAGGAGAACCUUAUUGCCGAGUCUCUGACCAAGAACGAGGUCGCCAGCGCCCGUACCAUCCAGACUCCCAAUGUUCCUCUUGUCAUCAUCAGCAGUGGUAUCAGCAACCGCCGUGACAGCGAGUGGGAGCGCAAGCAACGCGACCUGACCAAGCUUACUGAGAACUUGAUCAGCUGGGAUGUGGUCAACAAAGCACCCCAUGAGGUCUGGAGAACCCUUGAGGGCAGAAACGUCAUGGACAAGAGAUUGAAAGACAUUGUCAAGCAGGGCUACAAGGCUUACUCUAUCAACGAAGAGAAGAUCUGA